Schistosoma haematobium is the source of this 1377-nucleotide messenger RNA. RefSeq lists its product as uncharacterized. The coding region runs from base 551 to 913 and encodes 120 amino acids. The record is from RefSeq and is a predicted model, not a curated record. NCBI's taxonomy places the organism in Eukaryota, Metazoa, Platyhelminthes, Trematoda, Strigeidida, Schistosomatidae. The transcript has a single exon.
UCAUCAUGACUUCAAUGAGCUUUGUACCUUUGGAUACUUGAGAUGCAAUGUGCUCAGAAAAGUUCAAACUGUUGCUAUAUCUUAAACCCAGGUCACGAAGAGUGUUGAGAGGUCUCAGUGUAUGUUUGUGUACAGCCAGAUUUAUGUUAAGGCAUCGGCCAAUGUGAGUAUGAGAGGCUGCACUCAAUCAUAGUGAAGUGCCCAUGAAACAACCUGACCAUCCUGAUGAGAGACCUAAGCUGCAAAGUCGGAAUGAACAACAUCAGAGAUCAAGAUAUUAUGGGAAGACAUGGAUUGACUAGGAGAAACCAACGAGAAUGGUGACGGAUUUGGGAAUGUAUAUGCAUUCAACAAAACGGUUAUAUGUGACAAAAUAUCCCCACACAAACACAUACACGAAGCUACGUGGGUCCGGCUCACCGCAUCACACCACGAAGAAUCAGAUCGAUCAUAUUCGCAUCACUAAAAAAAAUCAGAAGGUCAAUGAAUGAUGUGAGAACUAGAAGGAGCUAAAAUAACUUCAGAUCAUCACCAACUGGUGGUCGCCAGGAUGAAACUGAAGCUAAAAAAACAAUGGACAUCUGAAGAAACACCAGUACAACGGUUCAAUACAAACUUUCUUCGACAUACUGACAUACUCGACGAAUUCAAUGACAAGUUCCAGACCUUACAGGAUCUACUGAAAGACGAAGUAGCUACCGUGGAGCAUGGUUGGGAAGGGAUCAAAGAAGCAUCAACUUCAACGUGUUACGAGGUUCUGUUCGCAACAACCAUCGUCAUAGGGAAUGAAUCCCUGUCGAAGUCCUGGACAGCAUUCAAGAAAAGAACAAGAAAACAGCAAUUAACAAAUGUCGAACAAGAACAGAGAAAAGCAAGACACAAGCUGAAUACAGAGAAGCAAACAAGCAAGUGAAAAAAGCAUUAGAACUGAUAAGCAGAAAUACGUGGAAGACUUAGCAACAACAGAGGAAAAAGCUACAACGGAAGUAAAUGUCAAACAACUAUGUGAAACGACGAAGAAACUGGAGGGGAAAUAUAAUAAACCAGAGAGACCGGUCAAGGACAAACAAGGAAAGUCAAUCACUGAAAUUCGAAGGCAUCUGAACAGAUGGAUAGGACACUUUGAGGAACUCUUGAAUAGACCAGCUUCAUUGAAUCCACUGGAUAUUGAGGCAACACACACAGGCCUUCCUUUGGAUGUCACUCCACCAACGAUCGAAGAAAUCAGGAUGGCAAUGAGAUAAGUCAACAGUGGGGAGUUAGUAGGACCUAACAAUAUAACAAACGAAGCACUGAAAUCAGACAUGGAAGUAAUUGCAAACGCGCUCCACGUCCUGUUCAGGAAGAUUUGGUAGGAAGAACAAGUGACACAGCAGA